Molecule: messenger RNA, 808 nt
Organism: Coccinella septempunctata (seven-spotted ladybird)
Lineage: Eukaryota; Metazoa; Arthropoda; Insecta; Coleoptera; Coccinellidae
Product: general odorant-binding protein lush-like
Exons: 7
Coding region: 277-723 (148 amino acids)
Molecular function (GO): odorant binding
Source: RefSeq, a predicted model, not a curated record
UAAUAAUAUACCUAUAUCUCCUCGAAUUCCCAGUUUCCUGGUAUCAUAAAUUAAUUCAUCAUUAAGGACAAUCAAAAUCUGAUUUAGAGUCUGGUAUCCUGGAAUUGAUACUACCUACUUGACCGUAAAAUAACUAAGUUUGGAUCUGUAUGGUAGUAUAUAAUGAGGAUGAUUGAUGUUCUUCAUUUUGAUAUUAUUUGCAAUUUAUCUGGAUAAAAGUGAAAAAUUGAGAAGAUUGAGACAUUUUGAAUCAAUCUUUGGUGUCAAGAGGUUUUGAUGAUGUCUGAAAAAAUGGUAUUUUAUAAGUUCUGCAUAGUAAUAUCAACUCUCUGUUUUCUUCUGUAUCACACUAAUGCAGCGUUUAGUGAGAAGCAGUUGGCAUCAGCGAAAAAAAUGAUCACUAAUAUUUGUAAACCUCGAUCAAAUGCAACUGAUGAGGACCUAGAAGGAAUGAGAAGUGGACAAUUUUCAAGACCAGCCAUGUGCUUCAUCAAUUGUGUCCUAGUCAGUAAUAAAUGGCAAAACAAGGACAAUACCUUCAAUAAGGCUGGUGCUUUGGCUACAAUGAAGAUGUUACCAGAUGAAUAUCAUGACGAAGGAAAACGUGUGAUAGAACUUUGUCAAGACUCGGCAAAAACUCUGGAUGAUAAAUGCAUUUCUGCUAUGGAAAUUGGAAAAUGCUUCUAUGAAAGUAGUGAAGGAAUAAAGAAAUUCCUGUCGUAAAACUAAACAAGAUUUUGGAAAAUGAAUAGUACCUAUAUAUUAUAUAAUUUGAAACUGAAGAGUAAUUAAAGAAGUAACAACAGAA